Messenger RNA from Hydatigera taeniaeformis, 441 nucleotides. The record is from the annotation of a GenBank genome assembly. NCBI's taxonomy places the organism in Eukaryota, Metazoa, Platyhelminthes, Cestoda, Cyclophyllidea, Taeniidae.
CUCUCUUCGUCCGGCUAUUCAUAUCACGGCGAAGCAGAUCUUGUAUGUCCCCAACAAAUUGGUCCUAAUUCAUCUCUUUUUCUAUCUCUUCUCCUCCAUGCAGUGUUAGACACGGCAGGACAAGACGAAUUCAGUGCCAUGCGUGAGCUGUAUAUGCGCAAGGGUCACGGUUUCAUAAUCGUCUAUUCGGUGACGGAUCAGCAGAGCUUCCGACAAGUACGGCGUUUCUACACCCAAAUCCUGCGAGCACGGGAUCGCGACUCCUAUCCCAUGAUUCUAGCAGCCAACAAAAUUGACCUAGUGCAACAACGAGUAGUCACUCCAGAGGAGGGGCAGACUUUGGCCCAGGAACUUGGUGUACGGUAUAUUGAGACCAGUGCGAAGAAUCCCCCCGUCAAUGUGGAUCUAAUCUUUCAUGAUCUCAUUCGAAUCAUUCGGUAG